ACAGUCGCAUUACACGUUAAACGCUGAAGACCAUGAUUUUUUCUACUGUACCAUGUACCAUUGAGCUUAAUCAUGAUACAUUCAAAAUCAAUCAAAUUGUUUAACAGACAUUCGAUAUUUAAAUUUUCAGUCUGAAGCUGAAAUUGAAUUCAAUUAAUCGAACCAACUUUAGAGCUAUCUCAGAAUUAGACACGCCUUUUUGCAAGUCUGGUAUUUUACAAUUAUUUUUGUUAACCAAUAGUUAUUUGUCCUUAAUUUUUUUUUCAAGCAAAAACGCAAUCUAAUUGCCUUUAACUUUCAGUUGAAUUUUCAGGACUUUCUCUUACUAGGUCUACUUUUAUCUUCAUUUCGAAUUCUCGUCCGAGAUUUUAUCUCUCAUUUGAGGUUUUAUCUUAAUUUUAUCAAAAAUUCUUAACCAAAAGCAACGUUCGAAAUGGAGACAACUCAGAACUUCAAAUUGGGUUAUUCAUUAGGGGCAGGUAGUGGCAAUGGGGUGUUCAACGCACUCGCCAUGGGCGGAGACGAAGGCUCUCUAGUUCCGACUGACGGUUAUUGGGAGUGGAAAGACAACAGCACAGGUUUGAAGUACGUGCCCGUGUCACAACUGGAGAAGAAUAGAACAAAGGGGGGAAACCAGCAGUCUACCCGAGGGGGAGGGGGUGGGGGUUUUGCGGGCAGGGACCAACUGAUAGAUAUGAUGAAGAAACAGGGCAUCCGCAUACCCGGAGCACCGAUCACCAUUCCUAGCAUGUCCAGGUUGAGUUUUGUACUUAACAGGAAGGAGACGACAAUUGAAGCAGAUCAGAAAGUGACGCUUGAUAACGUGAAGGAAGUGGCUCUCAUCCAAUCAGAAUUGAGUGUGACCGAAGAGUUCUCGUAUCUUAUCCAAUCACAAGCAUUUCACAACUUCCUUCUGAGUCUACUAACCUAUUUCAAUGAGUACUUCAAGAUAGUGGAGAUAGACAACCAGCCGAGGGGCAUGGUGGCCGAAAUGAGUGCGGUGGAGCUGAAGGCGAGGGAGGAGGCCAACAGGAACAUGCAGACAUCUGAGAAGGCACUCGGAUUCAACUAUUCUAUCCUCAUUCUAGGAUUGGAGCUGCCUGAGUUACACCAUAUGGAGUGUGGAAAGAGCAGAGUGAGUUCCCUUCACAAAGACAGAGCACUCUUCGAGAAAAUGUACACGUUUUCCACUUACAUCGUGUGGAUCUGCUUCAAACGACCAGACAUUGAUCUGAUUAAACGGGAGAUAGGACGCAUACUCAAAUCAGACCACUUCAACCCCCACGCACGGAGGGGAGCGGGAGGGGCCUCAGAUCAGGGGGUGAAGGGGGGUCAGCGGGCCAAUAGCCGGGGAGGAGGGGUGGGGGCAGGGACGGCGUCGUUUAUGGAACGGGCGAGAAUGUCGGAGACUUCUUUGCUCAAAGUCACAGCGGAAGCGAACAAAGCGCGGAAAGAUCUGGUCAAAAAGGCUCCCAUAAUGUCAAUUGUCGGUCAGAAAAGUCCGGUGCUUCGAUCUCUUCUUCCCUCGACCAAAGAACAAGCAAUGUGGCUAUUCGAAAAACUGGACCAAGAAAGCCUCAAAAAACACAAAGAAGGCGGAAAUAAGGAAGAUAAAACUUUCAAAUUAGGAAAUGAGUUCAAUUCUGAUGACCUUGAAAACAGGAAGAUCGGAAUAAUCGGCGAGAGUUCACGAAAGUUCAACUCAAUUACACUCGUUCCAGUUGACAAAGAGAAGAAAGGUGACAAAAAUAAAGAAACGACAUCUCUGACAAAUGAAGAAACGGAAGAGGAUUCGGAAAGCAAACAAGAAAACGCAGAUAGUUCGUAAAAGUGAUUCUGAAAACUUGAUACAUGAUUGGCAGUAAUUUUAGCCCCGAAUGUUUGGACCAAAUGAACACCUCUAAAUGUAUGCAAAUUUUUGAUGUUUCCAUUAAACCAACUUAGGAUACAAAAAUGACAAAAUCAAAAAUUUAUUUAAAAAAAAUUGAAUAAAGUGAUGGCAACUA
Messenger RNA from Symsagittifera roscoffensis, 2006 nucleotides. RefSeq names its product protein phosphatase 1 regulatory subunit 36-like. Lineage: Eukaryota; Metazoa; Xenacoelomorpha; Acoela; Convolutidae. The transcript is spliced from 8 exons. The record is from RefSeq and is a predicted model, not a curated record. Gene Ontology annotation, molecular function: phosphatase binding. Bases 434 to 1828 code for a protein of 464 amino acids. Gene Ontology annotation, biological process: negative regulation of phosphatase activity.